Molecule: messenger RNA, 3123 nt
Organism: Cornus florida
Lineage: Eukaryota; Viridiplantae; Streptophyta; Magnoliopsida; Cornales; Cornaceae
Product: pentatricopeptide repeat-containing protein At3g22470, mitochondrial-like
Exons: 3
Coding region: 930-1736 (268 amino acids)
Molecular function (GO): protein binding
Source: RefSeq, a predicted model, not a curated record
ACUUAACAAUUGUCUAAAAAUUACAAAAUUUUCCAAAAUAAAAAAUCUAAACAAAAAAUUACUCCCUUAAUCCCUCAAAAAAUUACGCCCAGCAUUCUAUUUUUGAAUUGGGAUAAUAAAAAAUUUAAAAUCCCAAUUCAAAAUCUAAUAUACUAAUUUUUAAAAUAUUUUUAAUUUAUCCACCAUACCGAAGUUAUAAAAGUAAUUAAAGUCAUGUGGACAAUUUAAGGCAUAUAGAGUUGCUUUUAUAUACUAAUGACGCUUAUUUAUCCAACUUUACUGCUUCACCUUGUAAGUCUAAAACUCUCUCUUCUAUAUUGUCUUAUUUUCUUCAUUGAUUCCAAUUGCCAGCGACAAUUUAAGGGUUUCGUUUCUUUCCCAAAGUGGUAAAGAUAAAAAAAAAAACCUCACAGUAUGAGUGGUCGAGCCCGGUUUGUGAAGUUUGUUAGCAACCAAUGCGGAUUUGAAUUCAGUAACCUCCACAAUGCACGGGCAUUGUUUGAUCAAAUGUCUCAAAGGCGACCUCUUCCUUCAAUUGUGCAGUUUCCUAAAUUGAUAAUGGCCAUUGUGAGAAUGAAACAUUACACCACUGCAAUUCCGUUACUUAAUCAAAUGGAAUCAUCAGGAAUGGUAGAGCCAGACGCUUAUACUCUGGGCAUCUUAAUGAAUUGUUACUGCCAUUUGAGUCGGGUCGAUUUGGGUCUCUCUGUUUUGGGGAGAACUUUGAAGCUUGGUUACGAAGUGGAGCAUGCAAAGCUCACCACUUUGAUCAGGGGACUCUGUAUUUUGGAUAAAAUAGGUGAAGCAGUAAAGUUUUAUAAUGACAUGUGGCCAAAGGAUUUCAACCUGAUACAGUUACUUGUGGAUCGAUUAUAAAUGGGUUGUGCAGAACAGGGAACACUGGCGCCGCAAUUGAAUUGAUCAAGGAGAUGGAAGAAAGAAAUCAGGUAACUGGUGUUUAUGUUUAUAACAUGAUCAUUGACAGUCUUUGUACGGACAGACAGAUAGCUGAGGCUUUUAACUUCUUUUCAGAAAUAAUCCGUAAAGGCAUUUCUCCAGAUGUUAUCACUUACUCCACCUUAAUCCUUGGCCUAUGCAUUUCAAAACAGUGGAAAGAGGCUACAAGAUUGUUGAAUGAAAUGGUUAACCGAAAAGUCAAUCUGGAUGCAAGAACCUUCACUAUAUUGAUGGAUGCACUUUGUAAGGAAGUGAAGGUUUCAGAAGCAGUCGAAAUAGUUGAAGUGAUGAACCCAGGAGGUGAGGAGCCUGAUACUGUCACUUACAAUGCACUGAUGGAUGGAUAUUGUUCACAAAGCAAAUUUAAAGAGGCAAAGGAGAUAAUUGAUUUGAUGGUUGGUAGGGGUUGUGCCCCUAAUGUUCAUAGCUAUAGCAUCUUGAUUAAUGGAUAUUGUAACAAGCGAAACAUGACUGAGGCUCUAAGACUGUUUUACGAAAUUUCUCAGAUGGGAUUGGUUCCUGAUACUGUUGCUUACACCACUCUUAUAGGUGGUUUCUGCCAUGCAGGAAAACCUCUAGUUGCGCAACAACUUCUGAAUGAGAUGCGAGCCCGUGGCCAACAUCCUAAUUUGAUAACCUACUGUACUUUGUUAGAUGGACUGUGUAAAAACCAAUGUCUUGCUGAGGCAAGGGCCUUGUUUCGAGAGAUGAAAGAAAGUGGACUGCAUCCUAAUAUUGUGGCUUACAGCAUCCAUAUUGAUGGUAUGUGCAGAGCUUGAAACAUAAAAGCUGCAAGGGAACCCUUUUGUAGUCUUUCUUCCAAGAGGUUGCGACCUAAUGUUCACACAUAUACUAUUAUGAUUGAUGGACUCUGUAAGGAAGGGUUGUUAAGUGAAGCAAACAUGUUGCUCAAGAAAAUGGAAGAGCGUGGUUGCUCACCAGAUGGUUUCACUUACAAUAAAAUUGUUCAGGGACUUCUUAGAAAUGAUGAGACUUCAAUGGCAAUGCAACUUCUUCAAGAAAUGGUUGAGAAAGGAUUCACUGCUGAUGCCCGUACUAUAACCCUAUUAUUGAAUUUAUCAAAUAAUAGUGGAUUGGAUCAGUCAGUUUUGGAGAUGGUCGAUAAGUUUCUGAGAUCUCCAUUGGGUUUUCUCAUGUUAGCUGGAAGUUUCAUAUAUUGUUGGCCUUGCAGUGUGUUGUAUGUAUGGCCUAUUGAUGAUUGUAUCAGUAUCUUCUUCAUGUUUUGGGGGUGACAUUGUUGUUCCAUGAGAAGUAUGAGGGAAAGAACCUGAGUUGGAUGACGUUGGGGAACUUAAGAAGAAUGCCGAAGGGUUUUGUAUGAAACUGGUUGACUAGAUGGGAUAAGGAAGGCGGCUUGGUGAAAUUUACCAAAGAGAAAUGAGUUUCAAAGCUCCGAAACUUACCAAACAGCGGGUGCUUAUCUGCCCUGCCUUUGUUUGUCAUGAUGUUUCAAGAAUGGCACCUCAUCAACUUCAUUUUCCUUUCUUGUUUACAAUUUGUACAGUGAAGCAAGCCAAAGACUGAUACAUCAGCUCUCGAAGUUAGGAAUGGAAAAGACAUUCACGGAAAUUCUUGGGAGAGGCUCAAUUGUAUGAGAGAGAGAUUGAAGCAAUACAAAAAUUAUGAAAACCUCUCACGAAGAGCUUGAAAAGAAUAACAUGGUCCUUUUAGCAAAAGAGCCGACUGUUGACAAUGGAAGUGGAAUAAGCCAAGUAGACGUUACAGCUGAAGAGGAAGCGAAUAUACAGGAACUCGUCAAUCAGGUGACCUACAGGAGCUACAGGAAAGUGUCGAUUUGACAGAGCCAAGAGGACAUGAGCAUAAUCCUCAAUAGUUUGAUACAGGUAUGUUGUUUGGGCAUGAAAAUUUGAUCUGAAAUCAAGCACUCUCAUUACAGCACUAGGCACUACCAUAUCUAACAAGCCCUUCAAGAAUAAUUAGUCACCUUCACUUUAUAUGAAAUGUGGAGCGUGACAAUACUGUACAUCUUACCCCCCAUUUUCGGGGGUGUUUUGGUAUUUUUAUACUUGUUAUGUAGCCUUCCAUGGACAUAGCCCAAAAAUUGGGUGAAUCACUUAAAUCAGUUUUCUUGCUUGUGUUCUUGUUUCCUUUUCUGUUAAUAUUAGCAACAUAGAGAAUCUACCU